GGUCGAAGUCAAUGAUCAAGAAGUUAUAAAGGAUGAGAAGAAAGGCUUAGAACCCAAGACUGAAGCGAAACCAUGCCGCGUCAAAGUCGAUUACGUCAUUGUAUUCUCUCUAAAACCUUUGAAUGGGAAAAAGAUUGAUGAUAAAGCAAAAUAUUCUACCACUUUAAAAGAAGAAUAUACGAAUUUGUUAUCUAGAUUACAUCAAGCUGGAUUAAGCGCGAUUGGUAGACCAGGUGCGAAAGGUAGUGAUGAGUUACUGAUCCUGGUGACUGCUCUUGAUGAAUCUAGAAUCACAAGAGAAGUAGAAAGUGAAAGGAUGUUAGAUUGGUUACAUGGUAUUACUUGUGUUAAACCUCAAUCUCAAUCAGAUCCAACAUCUUUUUCUUCUCAACCUUACAAACCAUCCGAUCGAUUACGUCAUUUAUACAACAUCAUCACUCAAGAAUCAAAUCCUUCAUCAAGUGAAUCUCCUUUAUCACCACAACUUCAUCGAGCAUUAUCAGGUCCAGGUGCAGGAAUCAAUCCGGGUCGUGCUCCAUUCGAACAUGUUAAAUCCAUCUUUCCUCCACACGAUCUUGAAUUUAAUCAUCAAUGGAUCUCUAGAUGGAGUGAUCGAUCUCAUUUUUCAAUUAAAAUACCACAAGUUGAAUUAGAUCAAAUCAAAGAUAUCUAUGGUGAAGGAAUCGGUUAUUAUUUUGCAUUCCUUAACUUUUAUUUUCAAGCUUUAAUUUUACCUUCUAUGAUGGGAUUUGUGAUUUGGAGUUUUGGCAUUAAGCUUUCGACGACUUAUUCGAUAGGUUUGAUCUUAUGGUCUUUAGUCUUUGUUGAAGCUUGGAGUAUGAAAGAACGUUUGUUGGCUAUCAGAUGGAAUUCUUUGGCUUGUUAUAAAGUGGAGAAAUGGAGAAUUCAAUUCAAGCCCGAAAAAGUCGUCAAGAAUGUGAUCACCAAUGAACUUGUGGGUCACUUUCCUUGGUGGAAGCGUGAAGCCAGAAAACUUGUGACAGUGCCGGUCUUGAUCAUUUUUGCAAUGUGUCUCGUUGCUAUUAUCACGGGUAUCACUGCGAUUGAGUUGAUUGUAGGUGAGGUGUACAAUGGUCCGUUUAAGAAAGUCUUGUCACUUUUACCUACCGUCUUGUUCGCUGCUUGUGUUCCUCAACUUGUCUCGUUAUGGAAAUCGGUGGCUAUCAGGCUUGUUACUUGGGAGAACCAUACUUAUGAAUCAGCUUACGAUCGAUCACUUACGAUCAAGAUGUUCAUUGUCCACGCUUUAGUCGCAUAUGCCAGUCUGAUCUUGACAGCAUUUGUUUACGUACCAUUUGGAUCCCUUCUGAUCCCUCACUUAGCAAAAUUCACACACAAAAUGAUCAAACAUGACUCAAUUCCAGUAGAAGGAAAAGCCGUGAAAUAUUUAAAUCAACAAACUUUUAAUUGGUCAACUUAUUCGAUUGAUAAUCAAAGACUUUAUCAACAAUUGUUUGCAUAUAUCUUUACAAAUCAAGUUGUCAAUAGUUUUACGGAGAUUGGAUUACCUUAUUUGAUUAAAAUCGUUUCGUUUAAAUAUAAUCAACUUAUUGAAGAACGUCAAAAUAAAAAAGAAUCAGAUGGUCAAGUGUCUAAGAAAGAUUUAAUGGUGAUUCCUGAUUUGGAAGAUGAGAAAGUUUUGUUGGAUAGGUUGAGAGAAGAAGCUGGGUUACCUGAGUAUCAACUUUUUGUUGAAUAUGCUGAGAUGGCUAUCCAAUUUGGAUAUGUUGUUCUCUGGACUUGGCCAAUCGCUCCAUUUGCUUGUUUUAUCAAUAAUUUCUUUGAACUACGGACUGAUGCAAUCAAGCUCACCAAACAAAGUCGAAGACCUAUACCUACUCGAAGUGACUCAAUCGGACCAUGGUUAGAUGUACUUGGUUCUUUGACUUGGUUUGGAGCGGUUCUGAAUACAGCUCUUGUAUAUCUAUUCCAACCAACUCAAGCGAUCAAUGCAUCUUCAGUUCUUAACACUCGUCAACACGCUAACUCAACUAUCAAUACUCCUUUUACAAAUGACACUUCAUCAAACCAAACAAUCUUUACGAAUUUAUUAGAAGCCACCAUCAUCAAAAGUAAACUAAAUCAUUCACAGAUCACUAAAACAUCUAAUCAAGAAUUAUAUCAAUCAUUAUUAUCAAUCUUAUUUUCGACUUUAAUUCCGAUUUUAAUUUCAGAACAUUUAUUUUUGUUUUCCAAAGGAUUAAUUAAAAAUAUCAUUAAUCGAUCUAUGUGGUUAGAUAGUGAAGCAUUUGUUUUGAAAAGAAGAUCAGAGUGGGAAUUAAAACAAACUUUUUUAGAUCGAUUAGAUUCUUCUGAUUGGUCUUUAAUCUUGAAUGAUGCUCAUCAGCAAAAGAAAGGAGUUGAUGAUCAGUCCAAAGUUAAAGAAGAUGGUUUGUCUAAUGAAACUUUUUGGAAUCGGGAUGAUUUAGGAUUAGAAGAGAUUAAUAGGAUGGUCAAGGUAGAUUGAGGAAUUUGGAAUGGUUCUUUGGUUUUCUCUUUUCAUUGAUUAUUGCUCAAGUUAUUAUGUGUUCAAGAAAAAAGAAUAAGAAGAUUGUAUGUAUUUUUUUCAAGGUUGUGGGUUCGAUCCAAAAUUGACAAUGAAAUAAAUGAUUAUUAGUCACUUUUCGC
Molecule: messenger RNA, 2649 nt
Organism: Melampsora larici-populina 98AG31
Lineage: Eukaryota; Fungi; Basidiomycota; Pucciniomycetes; Pucciniales; Melampsoraceae
Exons: 7
Coding region: 317-2488 (723 amino acids)
Biological process (GO): chloride transmembrane transport
Cellular component (GO): cortical endoplasmic reticulum
Molecular function (GO): chloride channel activity
Source: RefSeq, a predicted model, not a curated record